Messenger RNA from Cavia porcellus (domestic guinea pig), 7354 nucleotides. It is a transcript of the gene Cdc42bpg, whose product is annotated as CDC42 binding protein kinase gamma. Gene Ontology annotation, cellular component: cytoplasm; cytoskeleton. Gene Ontology annotation, molecular function: ATP binding; protein serine/threonine kinase activity. The transcript is spliced from 37 exons. The record is from RefSeq and is a predicted model, not a curated record. Lineage: Eukaryota; Metazoa; Chordata; Mammalia; Rodentia; Caviidae. Bases 1948 to 6294 code for a protein of 1448 amino acids. Gene Ontology annotation, biological process: peptidyl-threonine phosphorylation; actomyosin structure organization.
AGUCAACCUCAGCCCUUUUGUGUAAGCUGCUGGCGUGGCUUCCUGACAGGGCCAGGGAGGGGUCCUGGCUGGAGGUGGGUCUGUACCCUUUCCUGGUUGACUCAUCUCAGUUGCUGGGAGUGGCUGGCCUGGGGUGACCCUGAACCCAGUAUGGGCACUGGCGCCAGCCCGAAGCUUCCCUGGUCACACCUGGCUGGGCCAUGAAGGAAGGACACAGGUAUCUGGCCUGGAGGUUGGGAAGAGAUGGGUUGUUUGCCCAGUGGGCAACUGGUGUUCCUGGCGCUGCUGAGCUGUGGGCAGGCCCAAGGGUUAGCCUGGCACGGUUGGGAGUCAGCCAUGGAUACUGGCUGGCAGAUUGGCACCUAACCCUGGGAUGAGGGCAGGCAUAGGUCCUGCCCUUACUGCCUGCCCAUCUUCUUGAGAUUCCUGGGUGUUAUGCGUGUAUGUCUGUGUUGUCACCCCUCACUCCCCGUAAUGUCCUUGCCCAUGUGAGUGUUUGCACACACGUGUGUACUACUCCCUGCCUGCCUCUGGCACCUCUGCCUGGGACCUGUGUUGGGGCUGUGUGUUGACAUCUCCUGAGGUAACUCUUAGGGCGUGACUCACUCCUCUCCUGCCCCAACUUGUCCCUGCUCAUUCCCAGAGCCACUAUCCCCUAUGGCGAGGCAGGGGGCCUGGGCAUCCUAUCACGGGGCCCUGGAUCCUCCUGGUUCUGAGCCCAGGGUCUUGACCCACCUGGCUAGUGGGUCACUGCCCUGGCCUCAGUUUCUCCCUGGAUGCCUGUGGGGUUGCUCCUCCCCCACUUCAUACUCAGACCUGGGAAAUAAACAAUUAAUAUCUGCAAUGAGGUUUCCACACCACCCCCGCAGCGGGGGUUCUGCCUGAUAAACCUGUGGAGCAGCUCUUCGUCCUACCCACAGGCCCGCCCAACCGAAAGGGAGUUUACCUCUUGGCAGGGGAAACUGAGGCAGGGUGCCAGACCAUAGCUCCCUCCAGUCCUCACUGACCAUUUCUGCCCCUCUCUGUCCCCACGACUUAAUUCCUUCCCCCCUGGCCUGUGACUACUCUAGAUGUGGGCAGGUCCAGGGAGUGGCUGGAGAUGCCCUUCAUGGAGGUUUCAGAGACUGUGACACAAGAGGAGGCUCUUGGCCAGGCACAAGGAGAGAGGCAGGGCUUUGAGUGCCGGGGUUGUCAGGCCUGGAGGGGAUCCUGAGUGCUCACCCUGGCAGGUGCUGGCAUCAGGCACCAGGUAAAGGCUUUUGGCUCUGUUUUAGUCUUAUGAGCAGCCAGGCAGGCUGGUAUUGGUGCCUUCAGACCAGGGGCCCCACCUGGGGAGCACAAAGCUUGUCUCCCAGGGCCUUACAGGACCAGUGUCCUCCCUGUCUUCAGGGGCGCCCCAGGCCUCACCUCCAGGCAGGUAUCUCUGCACCUAUAGGGUCCUAGGACCCAGGCCCACACUCCUUGUGGACAGCCUCUCUGGGGACAAGGAAUGUCACCCAUCCAGUUUCCCAAGACAGGCCCUGGCUUGGUCCUGUUAGGGGCUAAGAACUGUGAGGUGGGAGGUUGGGGGUGGAAAUGGUAUUCUUGGCUUCCCCAGGGUGACCUGGCUAGCAGGGAUCAAGCCCCAGGCUGGGGAGAACUACAAGUCCCAUCAGCCCCUGUGGUGGAGACUGCAUGGAGUCUGGAGACAGAGGUCUAAAGAGCUAGGGGGCCAGAAGCCUCACUUUCCACACUUCCAUGUCAUAGCCCAAAUGGGCUCCACCUCUGCUUGGCCCUUUUGCCAGCCCAUCUGUGGGGAGGCCUGCCUGUUUUGCAGUUCCUGGCUUUCCUAAGGUGAAAGAGCUGCGCCUGCAGAGAGAUGACUUUGAGAUCUUGAAGGUGAUCGGCCGAGGGGCCUUCGGGGAGGUCGCCGUGGUGAGACAGAGAGACAGUGGGCAGAUUUUUGCCAUGAAAAUGCUGCAUAAAUGGGAGAUGCUGAAGAGGGCUGAGACGGCCUGUUUCCGGGAGGAGCGAGAUGUGCUGGUGAAGGGGGACAGCCGUUGGGUGACCACGUUGCACUAUGCUUUCCAAGAUGAGGAAUAUCUGUACCUGGUGAUGGACUACUAUGCUGGCGGGGAUCUCCUCACACUGCUGAGCCGCUUUGAGGACCGUCUCCCCCCUGAGCUGGCCCAGUUCUACCUGGCUGAGAUGGUGCUGGCCAUCGACUCACUGCACCAGCUGGGCUAUGUCCACAGGGACGUCAAGCCAGACAACAUCCUGCUGGACAUGAAUGGGCACAUCCGCCUGGCUGACUUUGGCUCCUGUCUGCGACUCAACAACAGUGGCAUGGUGGAUUCAUCGGUGGCAGUAGGGACACCAGACUACAUCUCCCCCGAGAUCCUGCAGGCCAUGGAGGAGGGUAAGGGCCACUACGGCCCACAGUGUGACUGGUGGUCGCUGGGAGUCUGCGCCUACGAGCUGCUCUUUGGGGAAACACCCUUCUACGCAGAAUCUCUGGUGGAAACCUACGGCAAGAUCAUGAACCACGAGGACCAUUUGCAGUUCCCCUCUGACGUGCCUGAUGUGCCAGCCAGUGCCCAGGACCUGAUCCGCCAGCUGCUGUGCCGCCAAGAGGAGCGGCUGGGCCGUGGCGGGCUGGAUGACUUCCGGAACCAUCCCUUCUUUGAGGGUAUAGACUGGGAGCAGCUGGCGUCCACCACUGCCCCCUACAUCCCUGAGCUUCAAGGACCUGUGGACACCUCCAACUUCGAUGUUGAUGAUGACACCCUCAACCAUCCUGAUACCCUGCCACCACCCUCCCACGGCUCCUUCUCCGGUCACCACUUGCCAUUCAUAGGCUUCACCUAUACCUCUGGCUGCCCCAGUGCUGAGAGCAGCUCUGAGCUAGCAGCUUCCUGGGAGCGAAAGUCCCACUGUUUGGAAGAGGAGAAGGUGGAGCUGAGCUGGGAGCACCAAGACCACCAGGAGCUGGCACGGCUGCAGAAGGAAGUGGAGACCCUGAGAGGAAAGCUAGCAGAGAUGCUGAGGGACAGCAAGGCCUCCUUGUCUCAGAUGGGUGAGUCCUCUGUUGACAGCCCAGGCCAAGUCAGUGACCUACAGCAGGAGAAGGACCAGCUCCAGCAGGAGCUGGCUGAGGCUCGGGCAGGGCUGCAGGCACAGGCACAAGAGCUGUGCCGAGCCCAGAGUCUGCAGGAGGAGCUGCUGUUGAGGCUUCAGGAGGCCCAGGAGAAAGAGGCAGCCACAGCCAGCCAGACCCAGACCCUGAGCUCCCAGCUGGAGGAAGUCUGGGAUGCCAGGAGGGAGCUGGAAACCCAGGUGGCUGCCCUGAGCCAAGAGGUGGCAAGGCUCCGGGGACAACACAAGCAAAGCCUUGAGAAGGAGUCCUCUCAGGCCAAGACCAUCCACAUGGCCACUGAGACCAAUGGCACUGGACCAUCUGAAGGGGGCCCUCACGAGGUCCAGCUCCUCAAGGAGGUGGCUGCCCUUCGGGAACAACUGAAACAGGCUGGCAGCUGUGGGUCCAGCGGGAAGGAGGAGGCACUGUGCCAGCUGCGUGAGGAAAACCAGAGGCUGAGCCGGGAGCAGGAGCGGGUGAGCAGGCUGGCUGAGGAGCUAGAGCAGGAGCUGCAGACCAAGAAGCGGCUGGAGGGUGAGCGGCGGGAGACCGAGAGCAACUGGGAGGCCCAGAUCGCAGACAUCCUCAGCUGGGUGAAUGAUGAGAAGGUCUCUCGAGGCUACUUGCAGGCCCUGGCCACCAAGAUGGCUGAGGAGCUGGAGUCCUUACGGAAUGUGGGCACCCAGAUGAUCACCACCCGGCCUCUGGACCACCAGUGGAAGGUGCGGCGUCUGCAGAAGAUGGAGGCCUCAGCACGGUUGGAGCUGCAGUCAGCGCUGGAUGCAGAGAUCCGAGCCAAGCAGGGGCUACAAGAACGGCUGACGCAGGUGCAGGAAGCCCAGCUGCAGGCUGAGCGGCGCCUGGAAGAGGCUGAGAAGCAGAACCAGACCCUGCAGCAGGAGCUGGCCAUGCUACGGGAGGAGCUACGGGCCCGUGGGCCAGGGGACACCAAGCCCUCCAACUCCCUCAUCCCCUUCCUGUCCUUCCGGAGCACAGAAAAGGAUUCUGCUAAGGACUCUGGCAUCUUAGGAGAAACCCCAAAGCCUGGGAUAGAGCCAGAGCUGAGGCCAGAGGGCCGCCGUAGCCUGCGCAGGGGGGCCACGUUCCCCUGGGUGCCUGCUGUUACUGCCACCCCUGCAGAAGGCCCCCCUGCUAAGCCCAGCUCACACACGCUGCGCCCCCGGAGUUUCCCAUCCCCCACCAAGUGUCUCCGCUGCACCUCGCUGAUGCUGGGCCUGGGCCGCCAAGGCCUGGGCUGUGAUGCCUGCGGUUUCUUCUGUCACUCAACCUGUGCCCCUCAGGCCCCGCCCUGCCCUGUGCCCCCUGACCUCCUCCACACGGCCCUGGGAGUACACCCUGAAACAGGCACAGGCACUGCCUAUGAGGGCUUCCUGUCGGUGCCACGGCCAUCCGGUGUCCGGCGGGGCUGGCAGCGGGUAUAUGCUGCCCUCAGUGACUCACGCCUACUGCUAUUUGAUGCCCCUGACCCUCGAGCCAGCCCAGCAAGUGCUGCCCUCCUGCAAGCCUUGGACCUGAGGGAUCCCCAGUUUUCUGCCAUCCCUGUCCUGGCCUCCGACGUUAUCCAUGCCCAAUCCAGGGAUCUACCACGCAUCUUCAGGGUGACAGCCUCCCAGCUGACGGUGCCACCGACCACGUGUACUGUGCUGCUGCUGGCAGACAGUGAGGGGGAGCGUGAGCGCUGGCUGCAGGUGCUGGGUGAGCUGCAGCGGCUAUUGCUGGAGGCGAGGCCACGGCCCCGGCCUGUGUACACACUCAAGGAGGCCUACGACAACGGGCUGCCUCUGCUGUCCCAUACUCUGUGCGCCGCUGUCAUUGACCAGGAGCGGCUUGCCCUGGGCACCGAGGAGGGGCUGUUUGUGAUCCACCUACACAACAAUGACAUCUUCCAGGUAGGGGAGUGCCGCCGAGUGCAACAGCUGACCCUGAGUCCCUCUGCGGGCCUGCUGGUUGUGCUGUGUGGCCGUGGCCCUAGUGUGCGCCUCUUUGCCUUGGCCGAGCUGGAGAGCACAGAGGCGGCAGGUGCCAAGAUUCCCGAGUCACGAGGCUGCCAGGUGCUGGCAGCUGGGCGCAUCCUGCAGGCUCGAACCCCUGUGCUCUGUGUGGCUGUCAAACGGCAGGUUCUCUGCUACCAACUGGGCCCAGGACCAGGGCCCUGGCAACGUCGCAUCCGGGAGCUGCAGGCACCCGCACCUGUGCAGAGCCUGGGGCUGCUGGGCGACCGCCUGUGUGUGGGUGCCGCAGGUGCCUUCGCUCUCUACCCACUGCUCAAUGAGGCUGCGCCCUUAUCCUUGGGGGCCGGCCUGGCACCUGAGGAGCUGCCACCAUCCCGAGGGGGCCUGGGUGAAGCCCUGGGUGUCGUGGAACUCAGCCUUAAUGAGCUCCUCCUGCUGUUCACCACUGCUGGUGUCUACGUGGAUGGCGCUGGCCGCAAGUCACGCAACCAUGAGCUGUUGUGGCCAGUGGCACCCAUUGGCUGGGGUUACACAGCCCCCUACCUGACAGUGUUCAGCGAGAACUCAAUUGACGUGUUCGACGUGAGGAGAACAGAGUGGGUGCAGACUGUGCCGCUCAAGAAGGUGCGGCCUCUGAAUCCAGAGGGCUCCCUGUUCCUCUACGGCACUGAGAAGGUCCGCCUGACCUACCUCAGGAACCGGCUGGCAGAAAAGGACGAGUUCGAUAUCCCCGACCUCACUGACAACAGCCGGCGCCAGCUGUUUCGCACCAAGAGCAAACGCAGGUGGUUCUUCCGCGUGUCGGAUGAGCAGCGGCUGCAGCAACGCAGAGAGAUGCUGAAGGACCCCUUCGUGCGCUCCAAGCUCAUCUCACCACCCACUAAUUUCAACCAUCUGGUGCAUAUGGGGCCCACGGAUGGGCGGCCGAGUGCCAGGGCUCCGGAAGAGAAGGCCAAAGGUGCCCGUGGCUCCGGCCCACAGCGGCCCCACAGCUUCUCAGAGACGUCGCGGCUCCCCACGUCCGUGGGCAGGGACAGCCUCCUUAGAGAUGCAGACUCGACAGUGAAGAGGAAACCUUGGACAUCUCUGUCCAGCGAAUCAGUGUCCUGUUCCCAGGGGCCUCUGAGCCCCGCGGCCUCCCUGACAAAGGUCUCAGAGCGGCCCCGGAGCCUCCCUGCAGCCCCUGAGUCUGAGAGCUCCCUGUAACACGCACCGGCAGGGCCCACCCCAUACCAGGAUAGAAAGACGUGAGCCAAGAGCUCGAGGAGCUCCGUACCCCGGCUGGCCGGGACACGUGAACACACGGACUCAGGGAGGGCCUGGGUGGGACGGUGCCUGGGAGGCUGCCUGGGCUCCCAGGAGCAGGGGUCCUGUUCAUCCCCCCUUUCUCUUGGCUCCCAUGCCAGCCCGUGCUGGCCACUGGGGAUAGAACAGCCCUAGUGCCAGGGUUAAUUGUGCCAAAGUGCUUCAUUCCAGUGCCAAGCCUUGGGAAGGUUGGAAGCAUUGGGAUGAGGGCCAGGAGGAGCACAGGGUCCUUGGAGCCACCAGGAGUCCUGUCUGCACACUGGCAGGCCCCUAGCAGAGGCUGAGAUGAGGCCAGCAAGGCGUCUGUUGAAGGUCAGGGUGGGAAAGACAGGUACUUAAAAAAAUUAAGGAAAGGCUGUGAUUCAGAGCAAAGGACAGAAGAGGAGAAAGAAAGUAGGUGAAGAAGGCAAGAGAGAGGCAGAGUGGAGGGGGAGGGGGAGUAAUUGGAAGGAGACAGAAACCGUCCAGAGGAGGUAAGGGAUAAAGAGAACCAAUUAAGGAGAUGAGAGGGGUAGGGAAGGGAGCUGGGCAGAGCACCCAGGCCUGGGGUCCUUUCUCUGGAGAGGGCUUAGGGGGAUUGGGAGCAGGACUGACGCUGUCGGCUUAUCUGCCAGGGGAGAAGCGAUCUAGGCAGGGAUGGGAUGGGGGGUAUUUAUAGGGGCUUCUAGAUGGGAGAUGGAUACCUGGCAGGGCCACUCAAGGGUCUCCAGGCACUCACUGGCCCUUCCCAGAAAAGGGGAUCCUUUUUCUUGAAGCUUCAACCACUAUGUAUUAGGGGAAUAUAGGGGGCAUUUUAUUAUUGAUCACAGUUAUUGUUAUUAUAUUACUAUUUUUAUUAAACCUCCCCCUACCAAACUGUGGGGGGCAAAAUAAAUAUUUAUCUCCUCAAAAGCCACAUUCCUGGGAGAGACCAGGAUGCUCUGUGAAGCAGCAAGAAACCAAUAAAGACAACUUUGUAGGC